UCGGUGUACAACCCACGUGUUUUCAUUCGCUCGGCUCAGCGCGACGGCGUCGCCGUGCGAAAUGACGUCACGCCUGUUCCGUAACACCGGACGCACGCGGCGGUAGCGUCCGCCAGUCAGACGCUGUCGUGCGUGUGUUGUUUACAGCGCGUGGAGCCGAGCGGAGAGUCUCUACAUGGAGCUGCGCACCGAGCCGGUGGUGGCGAGUUUGGAGAUGUCCGCGCUGCAAGGCGGAGAAGCCGAAGGCGACGGCGUGUGCUCAGAGGACGACACUUAUGAGAGUUUACCUCUGCACGCGUCCUUCAGCACGCACAUGACAGCCGGCGCGGUAGCAGGAGUGCUCGAGCACACGGUCAUGUAUCCGGUGGACUCCGUUAAGACACGCAUGCAGAGUUUACAGCCAGACCCGAAGGCUCAGUACCGCAGCGUGUACGGGGCUCUGAAACAGAUCAUGACGACCGAGGGCUUCCUGCGGCCCUUCAGAGGCCUCAACAUCACCGUAUUGGGGGCGGGUCCGGCUCACGCGCUUUACUUUGCGUGCUACGAGCGCAUCAAGCACAGCCUCAGCGACGCCAUUCAAAAUGGCGGCAACAGCCACAUCGCCAACGGCCUGGCUGGAAGCGUCGCCACUGUGCUCCACGAUGCCGUCAUGAACCCUGCCGAAGUGGUGAAGCAGCGCAUGCAGAUGUAUAACUCGCCGUACCGAGGCCUGUGGGACUGCGUGCUGACAGUAAGCCGUAACGAGGGCAUGGCUGCCUUCUACCGCAGCUACAGCACACAGCUCACCAUGAACAUCCCCUUCCAGGCUCUGCAUUUUAUCACGUACGAGCUGACACAGGAGCGCCUCAACCCUCAGCGCCAGUACCGGCCGGGAACGCACGUGGUGUCGGGCGCGGCGGCGGGCGCCGUGUCGGCCGCUCUCACCACACCGCUCGACGUGUGCAAGACGCUGCUGAACACGCAGGAGGACGUGGUGUUAAAUUCGGCUCGUGUCAGCGGCCACCUCUCAGGCAUGGCUAAUGCCUUCAGGACAGUCUACAGCCUGGGAGGCUUUCCCGCCUUCUUUAAAGGUGUGCAAGCGCGCGUCAUUUACCAGAUGCCUUCGACGGCCAUCGCCUGGUCCGUCUACGAGUCCUUCAAGUACUUCCUGACCCGAGAUGAACAGAACAGCUCGGGACAGGACAGGAAGAGGCGGACAUGAAGAACGUGGAAAGGAACUUGUAGACCAAAUCAGCAACAAAUCCCAGAGGAGCCCCACCGUCUCUCACGCCGUUUAUGUCUCGACCAUAAUUUAGUGUAAAAUUCCGAAACCUUAUUUAUUGGAAGACUUUAAUUGCUGUUACAAACAAAAAUGUUUGUAGGCUAAUAAGCAGUCACAGCUAAACACGCACAAAUAUAGACUAAAAGAAAGGAGAGCGAUAUUGUUUCUCCUGUCACGUAACGCCAGCACUUGGGGUCCGAGUCGUUAUCUUUUAUCGUAAUUAAACCGAUUAGGCUCUGUGUCAGUGUCGAGCGAGCGGACGGUGUCACGGCGAGCCGUUUUAUUCCGUUUCAUACGCGAUCCUCCGUGACGACAGACAAGCAGACAACAUUUUUGAGCUUCUCGGGAUGUUGGAAGUCCUGUAGGUUUUUUUUUUUUUUUUUUUAGUGACCAGCUUUGAAUUUACACAAGUGCUUUUCUUUGACAAAAACACUGCCUUUACUUCCUACAAUUGUAUCCUACCGUAACACCUGCAGUAUCUAGUCGGCGACAUCCCGUAGUUUAAACUCCUGCCGUACGGAGAACUUGUAGCUUAAACACGGUGAACUACUGACAGGUACAUCGAGAGGCUUUAAUAUUACAGUUAUAUAUUAUAUAAUGCCGGUCUAUAGCUAGAUGAGAAACCACGUAAACGUCUCUCCCGUAAGUGGCCUUGCGAUUUUCUGUUCUGUAUUCUAAGCUUCAAAUUCUUGUCUACUUUUCCUAACCUACAGAAAAACACAAGGCUCGAAUGUUUGCAGAACACACACUCCUUAAGAAGGUACAAUAAAGCCGUUAACGGGCAGCUCGGCAAACCGUUUCGGAGAUUUCAAGCGUAACCGUCUCGUCUUUGAGCGUCGAGUGCAUGGGACUGAAAUUACGCACAACAAUAUAAAGCUCCUGGGAGUGUAACAUAUUUGGUGGGUUAUUAUAAUGACAGAGAGGUUCCACCUUUUUGUCUUUUGAUUUUUUUUAGCUCUGAUUUUAGAGCACGUGCGUAUGCCGGUCUCGGCGUCGGACCAACAGCCCGACGCUCACCAAAAACGUAGGCUUCUUGUUUUUACAUUUCCUUAAAUCGACAUUUCAGAUGUAUAUAUUAAGACAAAUCUUGUAGUGGAAACAAAACAUGAGAUGGAAAUUUUUUUUUUUUUUUUUUUAGCACAUCAUGAUUUUAUUUCCUUGUGGACAAUCAGAAUCUUGUGGUUUUAUGAUCUAUGCAGCUUUAUCCCAUUCUAACUAUGGGGUAAAAACGGGGAUCUUUUUGUUCACUCGUGUGGGUGAAGAUGAUUUAUCGUGUACAUUUGGCAUUAUAAACCUUCCUAUUUAGCAGAAGGUCCUUUAUUUGUUGCUUUACAUUCCCCCUAAAUGUCUGUCCAGAAUUGAUGGACAUUUGCGUUAAAUUCCACUGAUAUUUUUUAGUUAUUUGUUUCUUUUUUUUUUUUUUAAUUAAAUGUGUAUUGGGUUUAUUUUCCAUCGCCUUGUGUAGUAUUGAAACGGUGUAUUCCUGUAACACUGGCUAUGUUUACAUGCAAAGAUUUACACCAAUCCGAACGAAUGCAACCGAAUGGAAGAUCUUAGGACUGCAGGAAAGCUGAUUUGAUGGAAUAUUUCUUAGAACAUUUCCCUGAUUUUUCAGAAGAAAGGAAGUGGCUCCGAUAAGCAGCCGGAAAAUAAUCGACAUUCUGAAAUCAUCCCUAGCAAAAUUAGACGCGCUCACCCGUCAAUCACAGUGACAUUAUCCAGUCGUGUGCGUCUGUGGGCUCGUGUAUGCGGAAGAGGGCAGAUAGCAGUUUCCUUAUAGAACGUGUCACGACUCACAAUCGAGCGGCACUUUGAACAGAUUUAAUGGCUGGCUUUAUGAGUCUUGAAGGAAGAUGGUGUUAGUUUGAAUUUUCCCCGGUUGGUAGCAGUAUGAUUUUGGGUGGGAAAUUACAUCGACCUAACUUGGCGGAAAACAGACGGGGAAAAGGGAGGGAGGUCACUGGGGGCAAAAUAUAUAUUUAAGAACCUUUGGGCUAAGAGAUUUGGACUUUACCGGUGCAGCAGGAAAUUAGUGACCUCUCAGGAAAAAUUCCGAUAAAAUAUUUCACUCAUCAGCGUGAAAGAGAGCAUCUGAGUAAAGGUCAUUUAUUUAUAUAUUUAUAUUUACUUUAAAGUUCUUAUGUUAGCAAUAUCAGCAACUAUCGUCAGACGAUUUGACCUCCUGCGUCCGCUGCAUCCUCAGUGAACGUCUGGCCAACAGUCUACUCCAUGAGCGUCCCAUCAUAUCCAUCAUAUCCAUCAUAUCCAUUCCAUUAAAGCAGAAGCCACAUGAAUGUCUGUUUAAAGCCAAUAUCAACUGAAUAAACAGGUGAAAUCUGGCGUGCCUUUCUAGAUUUCUGGAUUUGAUCGAGCUCCCGUACUCUACCCGAAAGCAAAGGAUAUUUCAUUUGAAAUCGGUUCACCAGUAACACCAGUGUUUUCUCACAAUAUCUUCCACACACACACAUCACUCUGAAAUGAUUAAAAAAAUCUACUGAAUUGGAUCAGAAACAAAGGUUUACAUCGCUGUUAUUCUUUUAUUUCUUAUUUUUUGAACAGAUUAACAUCUUUCCCAAUGUUAUUUGGAUUGGCCUUCAUUAUGACCGUGCAUUCUGGAUUAUUAACAGAUCUUUCGGCUUGCUGAUGCCUUUUGUACAGUAUACCAAGACCCAAAGAUUCAGAGAUAAAUCUCUACAAAUAGAUGUAUGUAAUAAUUAAUAUUAUUAGAGUUCAUUAGGUAUAGUUUCUUCUGAGGAUCUUUAAAUUCCUCUUUUAUUCCACAACUUAUGCUCGCAUUAGAUGCGUAGAUGCUCCAUCAUAAUAACUCGCUUUUUCAGUUCUUGUACGCUUUCACUGCUGCGCUGACUGAGAAUGAAUAUCUUGAUAAACGCACAAAACCUUGCUUUAGUUGCUUUAGAUGUGUUUUUUUUUUUUAUAUAUUUUCAUCAUGAUUCCCGUCUGGAUCGAUUCUCAUUCCAUUGUGAAAACCCUUCCUGGUUUAAUGUGAAGAAUCUGAUGAAUCAAACAGUGCUGCUUUCUUCACGAACGAUACCAGGAAGAGUUUUGAACACAGUGUCAUUUACAGUACUAAAUAUACCAAGCAUUGGAAAAAAAAAAGUUAUCAUGCAAGUUUGAUUUGUGAAAAUGCUGCUACAGUUUGUAACACUGGAGCUGAAAUAAAGAUGUAAUUAAAUGUU
Messenger RNA from Tachysurus vachellii, 4458 nucleotides. RefSeq names its product solute carrier family 25 member 37 (gene slc25a37). NCBI's taxonomy places the organism in Eukaryota, Metazoa, Chordata, Actinopteri, Siluriformes, Bagridae. Gene Ontology annotation, biological process: iron import into the mitochondrion. The coding region runs from base 176 to 1201 and encodes 341 amino acids. Gene Ontology annotation, cellular component: mitochondrial membrane. The transcript is spliced from 4 exons. The record is from RefSeq and is a predicted model, not a curated record. Gene Ontology annotation, molecular function: ferrous iron transmembrane transporter activity.